This is a messenger RNA of Tachyglossus aculeatus (Australian echidna), 914 nucleotides long. RefSeq names its product cytochrome b reductase 1. Gene Ontology annotation, cellular component: lysosomal membrane. The coding region runs from base 1 to 852 and encodes 283 amino acids. The record is from RefSeq and is a predicted model, not a curated record. The transcript is spliced from 4 exons. Gene Ontology annotation, molecular function: oxidoreductase activity. NCBI's taxonomy places the organism in Eukaryota, Metazoa, Chordata, Mammalia, Monotremata, Tachyglossidae.
AUGGAGGGGGCUCGGGCUUUCGUGGGCCUGCUGGCCUGGGCGCUGCUGGGGGGUUUCUUGGCCGUGGGCCUCACCCUCGCCUGGGCCCUGCAGUACCGGGAGGGGCUCGGCUGGGACGGCGGCCCCGCCGAGUUCAACUGGCACCCGCUGCUCAUCGUCAUCGGCCUCGUCUUCCUGCAGGGCAGCGCUAUUAUUGUAUACAGACUGCCCUGGACCUGGAAAUGCAGCAAACUCCUGAUGAAACUCAUCCAUGCUGGGUUACAUACCGUAGCGAUGAUUCUUGCACUUAUUUCUCUGGUAGCAGUUUUUGAUUUCCAUAACUCCAAGAACAUUCCUAACAUGUACAGUCUGCACAGCUGGAUUGGGCUGACUGCUGUAAUACUUUACGUCUCGCAGCUCCUUAUAGGUCUAUUUGUGUUUCUGCUUCCAUUUGCUCCUCCUUCUCUUCGAGCACUUCUCAUGCCAUUUCACAUUUAUUCCGGUCUUCUCAUCUUCGGAACAGUGAUUGCAACAGCACUUAUGGGAUUGACGGAGAAACUGAUCUUUUCAUUGAAAAACCCCGCAUAUAGUACAUCCCCACCAGAAGGUAUUUUAGCCAAUGUCCUUGGCAUUCUGAUUCUGGUCUUUGGUGCUCUCAUUUUCUGGAUAGUCACCAGACCCCAGUGGCAACGUCCUAAGGAACCAAGUUCGAAACUUCUUCAUUCAAGUGGAAGCACACCAGAGGGUGCGGAAUGCUCUAUGGUAACGGACUGCAGCAAUACGGACAAGACUGAUGUGGAGUUCAACAGCGAAGCGGCCACGAGAAAACGAAAUCUUAAUCUUGAUGAGGCUGGACAGAGGUCUACCAUGUAAAGAAUAGUACUGAGUAGCUGGAGCCAUGUGGUCCUGUCAAUAAAAGCUACUGCUCCAGGUCA